Podospora bellae-mahoneyi is the source of this 1446-nucleotide messenger RNA. RefSeq lists its product as uncharacterized. NCBI's taxonomy places the organism in Eukaryota, Fungi, Ascomycota, Sordariomycetes, Sordariales, Podosporaceae. The record is from RefSeq and is a predicted model, not a curated record. Bases 1 to 1446 code for a protein of 481 amino acids. The transcript is spliced from 4 exons.
AUGGGAACACUUGUUCCUCCCUGGUACAAACCAGAUCCACCCAGCGAGCACUCGCUGGACCUCGCCAGCUUCCUCUGGGGAGCCUCAACAGCCAUCGCAUGCUUCAGCUUUAGCAAGGCUGUCCGCCAGACCAGGCGGUCAUGGCUUCAUACCCACAAGGUCAACGCCUACAUUGUCAUGGUGUGGCUGGAGUGGACUGCCUGCGUGAUCAUGUCGGUCGUCAGCUGGUUGUUCCUCAUUGGGAUCAUCCCGGUGAGCUUUUGGAUCUUCUUUGGUCUUCUCGUUCUCUGGGUAGUUCAGAUCCAAUGCCUUUCCCAAAUCCUCUGCAACCGCCUCUCCCUCCUCUUCUUCUACCCCGACCACGCCCGGCGCCUCAAACUUGGCGUUGGCCUCGCCGUCGGCGUGAUCAACAUCAGCGUCUUUUGCAUCUGGCUCCCCGCCCGCCUCCAGAUCAGCGAGACGUUCAUCAACCUCAACAACAUCUGGGACAGGGUUGAAAAGGCCCUCUUCCUGAUCAUCGACUGCUGCCUCAACAUCUACUUCAUGUACAUGGUCCGCACAAAGCUGAUCGCCAACGGACUGAAGAAGUACGAGUUGGUGUACAAGUUCAACCUGUCCAUGAUGGUCGUGUCGCUGUUGCUGGAUGUGGGUAUCAUUGCUCUGAUGUCUUGGGAGGAUGAUGCUGUAUACAUGCAAGCACACCCCCUCGUCUACCUCGCUAAACUCUGCGUUGAAAUGAACCUAGCCGAGCUACUAGGUAAAGUCAUCCAGAAGUCCCGCGAGCGUCGCAACACCCCGUUUCUCCGAACCCACAUCGGUAGUAUCACCUCGCCGUUGACACGAACGACAACAGCAGCCACUGCUACCACGACCAAUACGAUGCCCACGUCAAUACUACCCGACGGGAACAUCUUUGGGGGGUGCCCGCACUCUCGGCAUCUUCCAGGUUGCAACUGCGAUAACAACAACAACAACAACAACGAUGAGAAAUUGUUUCACCGAUUUUGGAACCUCAGUAUGACUGGGUCUGCUGGGCAUAGGGAAGGGAGUUAUACCGGGGCGGAGUUGUAUAAUUAUUUUACACAUGGGGGACCUGGGGAUAGGAGGAGGGCGACGGGGGAUAUUUUGGAUGAUGCGGCGGGUUUGUGGAGCAGUGGGGAGGAUACUCCGGUGGUGAGCCCCCGGGUGGAGAGGGAUAUUGAGGCGGAGGGGGGGUUGGGGGGUUUGGGGAGAAAUAAUCAGCAGAGAGAUGAUAGGGGUAAUGAGACUAACAGAGCUCGAGGCGGGAAGAGGGGUGUCGAGAGGCCCACCGGGUCCAGGAAACCUAGCGCUGGGUCGAGCACGCUUGUCCAGCAGGAGAGUGGCAGUGGGAGUGGUAGUCGUGGGAGUAGUAUCAGGAAGGAGGGGAGGGAUAAGAGGGAGGGGGAGGACCCAUGGGAGGAGUAG